UCUCCGCAAAUCCGCGUCAUUUGCAGCCAAAACCCUCGCCGUCUCUCUCGCCUCCCCUGUCCUCUCCCCGUGACCAGAUCGAGCGCAGGCCCGACUCGAUUCGAUUCGAGCCGCCGCGGCCGGAAGGAAUCUCGCGAGCCAGAGGAGGAGCCCCCGUAGGCGAAUCGGCGAUGGCGACCCACCCGGCCUCCCCGACCGCCGGCUCCGGCUCCGGCGACAGGUCGCCGUCCGGGCCCCCGCCGGUGCGCCUGUCCGCGGCGCAGGCGGUGGCGGCGAUCCAGCCCACCUCGCCGCGGUACUUCUUCUCCUCGCUGGCCGCGGCCUCCGCCGCGGCGUCCUCCCCGCACCGCCGCAUCGGCAUCGCCGUCGACCUCUCCGACGAGUCCGCCUUUGCCGUCAAGUGGGCCGUCCAGAACUACCUCCGCCCCGGGGACGCCGUCGUGCUGCUGCACGUCCGCCCCACCUCCGUGCUCUACGGCGCCGACUGGGGCUCCAUCCCGGUCUCCGUCGACGACGACCCCGACGCCGACAUCGCCGAGGGCGCGGCGCGCGCCGCGGCCUCCGAGGAGGAGCCCGAGGAGGCCAAGAAGAAGCGGGAGGAGGACUUCGACGCCUUCACCUCCACCAAGGCGCAGGACCUCGCGCAGCCGCUCGUCGUCGCGCAGACCCCCUUCAAGAUCCACAUCGUCAAGGACCACGACAUGAAGGAGCGCCUCUGCCUCGAGGCCGAGCGCCUCGGCCUGUCCGCCUUGAUCAUGGGCAGCCGUGGCUUCGGCGCCUCGCGCAGGGCCGGCAAAGGGAGGCUCGGGAGCGUCAGUGACUACUGCGUGCACCACUGUGUCUGCCCCGUGGUGGUUGUGCGCUACCCUGAUGAUGCUGCGGGAGCUGCUGGUGGCGACGCCUUCGGGGAUGAGCUGCGCCCGGUGCCUGAAAAUGAGCCUGUGUAUCAUGAGGCGCCAGAGGCGCAGAAAGAGAAAUGAGGGAAGAGCAGGGCACCUGGCUACGAGAGGGAGAAAGCGGAGGCCUUCACGUCGGCAGCCCUUGUGUAACAUGAGUGUCCAUAGCUCCUGUGGCCACCCAUGCUCCUCUGCACCUUUGCGUUUGUACCAACCAGAAACUGUAGAUCGUGGACGAGUCCCCCUCUGCUUUUUUUUAUUUUUUUUGCUUCGUGACAUGUUUCGUGCGUGCUAGUAAAAUGAAAGACGGUUGCUGCAUGCGUGGGUCGCUGCUGCGUG
Molecule: messenger RNA, 1235 nt
Organism: Panicum hallii
Lineage: Eukaryota; Viridiplantae; Streptophyta; Magnoliopsida; Poales; Poaceae
Product: universal stress protein PHOS32-like
Exons: 2
Coding region: 171-980 (269 amino acids)
Source: RefSeq, a predicted model, not a curated record